GUGUGGUGUGUGUCAUGUGCUGUCACACUUGUCAAUGUUUAACUUGUCGAAGGUUGCAUGAAGCGCCACGCUAUGUCGAGCCCGUUUUCUGACAGAACACACUUUAUCUAGGUAAUGGCGGCCCUGCGAGCGGCGAAGCAGGCGCUGAGGAAAGCGAUCAAGACACGGGUAGCAGCGCUGAGUGACGAGGAGAAACAAAGACAGUCCCUGGUGGUUUCGCAGAAGCUUUUCCGACAUCCCAAAUAUGUGUCCUGCAAGAGGAUUGCACUGUUUCUCAGCAUGCAUGAUGAAGUGCUCACGGAGGAAAUCAUCAAAGACGCGUUCAAAUUGGGAAAGAGCUGCUUCAUCCCCAGAUAUGAGAGGAGUUGCAGCCAUAUGGACAUGUUGCAGCUCACCAGUCUGCAGGACAUGGAAACGCUGCCCCUGACCUCCUGGAACAUCAGACAGCCUGCUGAAGAUGACAACAGCAGAGAGGAAGCACUGGCUGCAGGUCUGGACCUAAUCUUGAUGCCAGGCCUGGGUUUUGACCUAAUGGGGAAGCGUCUGGGACGAGGGAAGGGCUACUACGACGCCUACUUGGAACGCUGCAUCAAAUACUCUCAAGGAAAACCGUAAACCAUUGCCUUGGCCUUCAAAGAGCAGCUGUGCCAGGAAAUCCCUGUUGAUGACAACGAUGUGCUCAUUGAUGAAGUUCUGUAUGAGGAUGAUGAGUAACUGGUCAAUCACCAGAGGUGCAUUAUCAUUACCAAUGCACACAUUUUCACUGCAGACAUUUAAUUUGAUUUAGCAGUAGAAGCUCAAAUUGCCUUCAUUAAUAUAUUGUAUUUAGCAUUAUACAAGCUAAGAUGCAAAUUCAGUGGCUGCAACUGAGAGGACGUGAGUCUGCGAGCUCCCUAGAAGUAUUUUCACGGAAAGUAUAUUGCUAUUGUAAUCAUUUAUUUGGGCCAUAGUGCUUAUUUGUUUUCUUAUUUUCAAGUGUUUGUUUUUUUUUGCUCUUUUGUUUUAUUUUAUAUUUUACUGCCUUGUAAGCAUUAUUUUGGUAAUA
Messenger RNA from Limanda limanda (common dab), 1045 nucleotides. Its product is annotated as 5-formyltetrahydrofolate cyclo-ligase-like. Gene Ontology annotation, molecular function: 5-formyltetrahydrofolate cyclo-ligase activity. Lineage: Eukaryota; Metazoa; Chordata; Actinopteri; Pleuronectiformes; Pleuronectidae. Gene Ontology annotation, biological process: folic acid-containing compound biosynthetic process; tetrahydrofolate interconversion. The record is from RefSeq and is a predicted model, not a curated record. Gene Ontology annotation, cellular component: mitochondrion. The transcript has a single exon. Bases 115 to 615 code for a protein of 166 amino acids.